GCUCAGAUCAAGUAUGAUAGGGCCAGGGCCAACGCUGUGCAGGCUAUGGCUCAUAUGGCCGAGUGUCAGAACAACCUCAACCGUCUCAAGAAGGAAGUCGAGGCCGCCGCCGCCAAGGCGGCCGAGGCGUACAGCGCCAUGGCGGCUCAGGGGCAGCCGCUUUGGGCCGCUGCGGCGCUUCAGCAGAUGCAGGGGCUCUUGGGCGCGCUUCGCCAGGCGGCGCCCGAGGAGGCAGGCCAGCUCGAGCAGCUCGUCGCCUCCGCCACACAGCGCGUCGGCCCCCUGCAGCAGGCCGCCGCCGAGCCCGCCGCGGGCGCCGCGGGCGCGGGCGGAGCUCCCGACUGGGAGGCCAUCGCCGACCCAGACGGGGCCUGCUACAAGGAGUUCGUGGCGGCAUCCGACAUGGCUGUCGACGGCGAGGACGAG
Messenger RNA from Prorocentrum cordatum, 426 nucleotides. The record is from the annotation of a GenBank genome assembly. NCBI's taxonomy places the organism in Eukaryota, Dinophyceae, Prorocentrales, Prorocentraceae.